Molecule: messenger RNA, 2184 nt
Organism: Podarcis raffonei (Aeolian wall lizard)
Lineage: Eukaryota; Metazoa; Chordata; Lepidosauria; Squamata; Lacertidae
Gene: HACD4
Product: 3-hydroxyacyl-CoA dehydratase 4
Exons: 7
Coding region: 151-810 (219 amino acids)
Biological process (GO): fatty acid elongation; sphingolipid biosynthetic process; very long-chain fatty acid biosynthetic process
Cellular component (GO): endoplasmic reticulum membrane
Molecular function (GO): 3-hydroxyacyl-CoA dehydratase activity
Source: RefSeq, a predicted model, not a curated record
ACGUGGUGAAGAAGGGAAGGCAAAGAGGAGGGGAGAUCUCUCUGGGCUCAGCCCAGCUGUUGCAGCUGUGAGGAAGAGGAACACACACAGCUCAGAAGAUCUCAGCUCACUUGAGCAGCUGGAGCAGAGACAACUGAACCAAGCUGCACAAUGAACCCCUACAUCUUCUGCUAUUAUUUAAUCCAGUUCUGCGGACAUUCCUGGAUAUUUAUCAAUAUGAUCAUCAGGUUCCUGAUUUUUGGGGAAGAUUCGGUUGCUGAUACUUUCUAUUCCAUUGGGCUCGUGAUGCGUGUUUGCCAAUCUUCGUCUAUCCUGGAACUUCUGCAUAUCCGGCUCAGCAUUGCAGAAGACCAUUUUUUCCCAAGGCUUUUGCAGAUCGCAGAAAGAAUCAUCAUCUUAUUUGUUGUGAUUGUCAGUCAAGAAGAAAUUCAAGGAAAAUGUGUUGUGUGCAUCUUAUUCUUCCUCUGGAGUUUCCUUGAUGUGGUCAGAUACACUUACUGUAUGCUGGCAGUGACAGGAACAUACUUUCGAGAAUUGACAUGGCUCCAUUAUACGCUAUGGAUUCCUUUGUAUCCUCUGUCAGUUUUGGCUGAAGAGUUUGCCAUAUAUGAAUCGCUACCUCACUUUGAAACCUACGGCACUUACUCAACCCAGCUGCCCUUACCAUUCGAUAUACCCGUCUACUUUCCCUAUGUACUAAAAAUAUACAUGGUGAUGUUGUUUGGAGGUGCAUACCUCAUUGUCCGAUGCCUCUACAUUGAACGGAAGGCUCAACUGGGAAGCUGGACCAUCAAGGCCAAAAGAAGCUAGCUUACCUUUUCCUCAAGGAGUGAGGGAAGUGGCUCGAGGAGGCCUGAUGGUAAAUGCCCUUCGUGAAACUAAGCGCAGUAGACCAUGACUUUAAAACGAGACAGUACCAUUGAGACAGUAAUUUGGAUAACUUUGGUUUAAAGACGGCAACACACGCUCUCGAUACGUAGAUCCCAUGACACACAUGGCGUGAGAAGUGUUUGUGUGUGCAGCAGAACCAUGAAUCUGGUGCAGAAUUGUGAUUUUUAAAGCACAUUUGGGAUUGGGAUUGUGGGGGGAAAUGGCACCACAGAGCACUCAGCUGCGAUAGAGCUGAUUCUGAGGGUUUGCCCUCAAGGUGGGGACCGCAAAGGGGGCCCAGAGCAAAAAUCACCAGCAACCUAGCCUGGGUCCUGGGCAACUGCUCAGGGAUGCUGCUUUCUGAAGCCUGGCCCAGUAGCAGGGAGGAGGACACUAAGCCUAGCCUUCUCUGCCCAACACACUAGUUAUUUAUGUACACAAAUAUUUCUACGCCCUUCCCCAAAUGGAGAAACAUCGCAUAAUGUGAGCCGCCGAUUUGCGCAAGCGGUAAGAGCCAGACUUGGAUUACCAUCCUAGUGGAAACUGCCUCAGAGCCAACACAGGCAAAAUAUAUUGGUGCAAAUGUUUAAGAUUUGGAAUGCUUGUCUGAACUUUUCCCACAGAAUUGGAAUUUCUGGUUAAAUCAUUCACGAACCUCUAGCCACUGGAAACAUAUUUUUUGUUUAAAUGUAAAAAUAAUGAUAUCUUUGUCUCUUUCAACACAUUUAUGUAAUGAAACCUAGAAGUUUAAAGAUUUACAAUUAUAUAUGCAAAAUGGAGCAGCGAGUAUAUCUAAAACCAAGAAAAUAUUGGCGUUCCAUAGUGCUGUAUGGAUGGAGGACUUCUGCUUUCACUGUGAGACUGUCCACUUCAUCUUCUCCCCCUGUGUGGUCCCAAAAUCUGUUCCAGAGGGCCCUACAACCUCCUGGAGCAGUUUUUUAAGGUGGGGGGGGGGGGAGAGAGAAGGGUAGUACUUUUGUUGGAGAUGUAUAAGUCUGUUGUACGAGUGGAACAGUAGCAUUAGAUACAAACCAUGUGAUAUUACAAGUGAAAUUCAGACUUUGCAUUUCACCUAUAAUACCGCAUGGCUUGUAUCUAAAGCCUGCUGUUCCACUCGCACAACAAACUCUUACUAGUCCAUUGAAAUUUCUGCUUUUCCCCCUCUGAACACCUUAAAAACUGCUCCAGGGGGUGCAAAAGUCAAAGGUAAGGAUUGGGAAAAGGGCAAAAGAUAAUACUUGAGCUGAUAAAACACUGUUAAUCCUACAGUCCAUGGGAGCCUCAUAAAUAAAAUCAGGCUGGAGAAAAUGUAAA